CCCUCUCCAGUCCGGAAAUUGUACUUCCGGUUCUGUCUCUUUCAGUGGUAAACGAAUUGGCAAGAUGUCGCUCGUAAUUCCAGAGAAGUUCCAGCACAUUCUUCGUGUCAUGGGCACGAAUAUUGAUGGUAACAGAAAAGUAAUGUUUGCUAUGACAGCAAUUAAGGGUGUUGGUCGCCGUUAUGCCAACAUUGUUUUGAAGAAAGCUGAUAUUGAUUUAGACAAACGCGCUGGAGAAUGUUCAGAAGAAGAAGUUGAAAAAAUUGUUACUAUAAUGGCCAAUCCUAGACAAUACAAAAUUCCAGAUUGGUUUUUGAAUAGACAGAAGGAUAUUGUUGAUGGUAAAUAUUCACAGCUCACUAGCUCCUACUUGGAUUCUAAACUUCGUGAAGAUUUGGAACGUAUGAAGAAAAUUCGUGCCCACAGGGGUUUGCGUCACUACUGGGGUCUCCGUGUACGCGGUCAGCAUACCAAGACUACCGGUCGUCGUGGACGUACAGUGGGUGUAUCGAAAAAGAAGUAAUUUUAUAUUCUUUUGAUUAUCAAUAAAAUUAUAAAACAGCAUUUUUUAAUGAU
Molecule: messenger RNA, 576 nt
Organism: Megachile rotundata (alfalfa leafcutting bee)
Lineage: Eukaryota; Metazoa; Arthropoda; Insecta; Hymenoptera; Megachilidae
Gene: RpS18
Product: ribosomal protein S18
Biological process (GO): translation
Cellular component (GO): cytosol; small ribosomal subunit; ribosome
Molecular function (GO): structural constituent of ribosome; RNA binding
Source: RefSeq, a predicted model, not a curated record